CCCUGUUCCACCACCAGUGCCUCCAGGGACACCAACAACUGAACUGCCUCCCUCAGAGCCUCCCCCACACAUGGGCCAGCUGCAGGGCUGUAACUGCAGUGAGGAGAAAAUGUUCAAGAUGAAGGUGACUUGCUGCCACGACUGACGCCCCAGUGCGCUGAACAGAACAAGAAGUCCUGUCUUGGUAACAUACGAAUGGCCCAGGGAAGCCACCAGAUUGACAUUCAGGUUUUGCAAGACCUGCGCCAGAAGUUCCCUGAAGUCCCAGAGGGUGUUGUCUCCCAGUGUGUUCUGCAGAACAACAAUAACUUGGACGCCUGCUGUGAAUACUUGUCCCAAGUCAGUCCAGGCUACCUGUACAGCGAGGAAGGAAACCUAAGCUUUUCUGACGAUCCCAGCUUCACCCGGCUCCGAAAUCACAUGACCCAGCUGAACCUGGGCCUGCAGUCUCAGAAUGUGCACGUGGCCCCAGUUCAGGACGGCCUGAGAAUGAACGGCAGCCGGACUCUGGCUCACAGCCAGAGUGACGGGCCCCUCCAGACGAGCCAGGCUCCCAAUAGUGACUUCUUUCAACAAGAGCCCCAAUCAGCCCCAGUGCAGGUGCCCUCCAGCCUUAAUGUAUUUGGUGUGAUGGAACCCACGCGCAAACCACAGCCUCCACAACACCUUGGACUUUAUCCUCUGGGUGUCAAAGGAGCAACUCUGAGUGCCCAGCAGACACCACGCUACAACCCUUUUACAGUGACUCUAGCUCCCAAUAUCCCGACAGGCCGCAACACCCCCACCUCUUUGCACAUACAUGGUGGGCCACAGUCGGGCCUCAGCAGUCCACAGGGUAACUCUAUCUAUAUCAGGCCCUACCAGUCCGGUACAAAUCGGCAGAACCAGCAGCAGGGAAGCAGGGCCCAGUAUAGCCCCACGUCCCAGCCUCAGCAGCAGAUCUACCAGAUCACACACCCCUCCUCCCUGUCCGGCUCCUGGUCCGGCCCUCAGCACGCCUCCUCUUCACAUACCUCACAGCACCAGACCCAGGGCCACCAGACCUCUCAUGUCUACAUGCCCAUCAGCUCCCCCACAAAUCCACAGGCACCCUCCAUUCUUCCCACUGGAAGCCAAGCCUCUUCCUCUGGUGUCUCCUCAUGCUCUUCCUCCUCUUCUGUCAUGCCCCCUUCCUCUACCAUCAGCCAGUACAACAUCCAGAACAUCUCCACUGGUCCAAGGAAGAAUCAGAUAGAGAUUAAACUUGAAUCUCCUCAAAGGAGCAACUCCACAACCACAACAGCUGUGUUGCGGACUAGCAGUGGUCCGCGUUUAUCCUCCACCUCCUCCUCCUGUCCCUCCUCUACGUCCUCCUCCACUGGGGUGGCUACUGUCCCCACUACCCCUCUGUCAAUUGGAUGCCCAGGCCUGAGCCGCAGCCAGCCGACUGUUGUCAUCUCUGCCAGCCCACCUACUGCUGCUAUCACUCCCUCUGAGGAGGCUGUCGUGGCCUCAGGCGGCCCCCGCUCCCAGCCCAAGUUUUACAUUUCUGCCAAUGCCUCCAGUAACUAUGGUGGGGGUGGGAACCCUCCAAAACUCUACAUCUCAGCCAACACUCCCUUGCAGGGCUCUUCAGGGGCCAGGAACAUGGGAGGCCAAGUGAGCAUGGGCCCGGCCUACAUCCACCACCACCCGCCUAAGUCUCGUGCCUCUGUGGGAGGGGGAGGCACCGCCUCCUCUCCGCGCGUGGUGGUGACCCAGCCCAACACCAAAUACACUUUUAAAAUCACCGUGUCGCCCAAUAAGCCCCCAGCUGUGUCCCCCGGAGUAGUGUCUCCAACAUUUGAGCCCAACAACCUCCUCAGCCUUCCUGCAGACCACCACUUUGUGGAGCCAGACCCCCUUCAUCUCUCAGACCCACUGUCGCCUCACAGGGACAGGCCGAGUGAGCCUCGCAGACUCAGCAUGAGCUCUGAUGAUGCAGCAUACACACAAGCGUUAUUGGUCCACCAGAAGGCACGCAUGGAGAGGCUGUGGCAUGAGCUGGAACUGAAGAAGAAGAAGCUGGAGAAGCUAAAAGAGGAGGUGAAUGAGAUGGAGAACGACCUGACCAGGAGACGACUGGAAAGAUCCAACUCGGCCUCCCAAAUUCCUUCGAUUGAGGAAAUGAAGCAGUUACGAUGCAAAAACAGAUUAUUGCAAAUCGACAUCGACUGUCUCACCAAAGAAAUUGAUCUCCUUCAAACAAGAGGACCACACUUUAAUCCUAGUGCAAUCCAUAAUUUCUAUGACAACAUUGGAUUCCUUGGUCCUGUCCCACCCAAACCUAAAGGUACUUCAUCUGUUGACUCGGGCAGUAAGACGGCGAAGCCCGCUGCAGAGCAUGAGGAGGACGAGGGGACACAGUGGAGCUGCACCGCCUGCACCUUCCUGAACCACCCCGCCUUAAACCGCUGUGAACAGUGUGAGUUCCCGCGUCACUUCUGAGCCGACCGCGCCACGCUGCGUCCUCCUCUGUCCUCCUCUGUCCUCCUCUGCUCGCCUACAAUAGAAAAGGACCUCCUGUAUUUCCCCAUCCAUGUAUUAAAGCUGGGACAGGUGACAGGUGACAGGUGACAGGUGACGCCUCGGUGCGGCCGCUUUUCUCUCUGAGGUUUUUACAGAACGCUGUUCACUGAAGGUUUGACUGGAGUGUGUUUACAGCUGCUGUUGAAGUAGAUGUUACCUCACUGAGAGACUCACUGUGCUCGUCUGCAGCCCCGAGGUUACCUCACUGAUCCCACUGACAGUAUUAGUAUCACACACACACACGGACACACACACAGACACACACACACAGACACAGAGACACACAUGACUGUGGGACUGGACUCAGCCUCUGAAGGGAAACCGUGUGGAUUCUCCCGUUCGUUUGCCGUUUGUAGAGAUUGUCAAAGUGUCGCUGUCGCUCUCGGUCUCUUCAGUCGUGAGUUAGUGAAUCAGAGAAACUAAGUUGCAUGCUUUGUGUACAGUACACGGAGGCAGAACGUCCCCAUGAGCUUUUCUUCUGUACAUAUUUUAGAGUUUGCCUCCUUCCUGGCUCUUUGAAUCACUUGUAUUUCCUUGUAAGUAUAGCUUUAUAGACUUUAAUAACUUCUUUUGUUUCCCUCUUUCAAACAAAUAAGCGUCAUGCUCCUCGUUAAGCUUUUUACUUGAGAUCUGUGAGAGUUGAAGCCUUGCAGAAGCAGAGGAACAGAGCAGUCAUCAUGAAGCUACGUCUGCCGGGUCCGUUCAUCGCUCGUGUCAUUUGCUGACUUCCCUGUGUACGAGGUGCAGAUGCAGCAGAGUGGAAUCGUUUCACUUUGUUUUUCGUUUUUUCGGUUUUUGUUUUUCCUUCGGUCUGUCGGGGUGAGGGAACGAGUCAAACUGCCAUGUUAUCUGACAACUGGAAUGUAGGUUUGAUGUUUGGGGACAAAAACACCUCAGUGCAAAGAGACACUAUAAUAUUUCCCAGUACAAUCAGGCUGUGAGUUUAGGUGGUGUGAGGUCCUGAGGUCAAAGUCUUUCUGUUUAUCAUGCUCCAGUGACACAAGUACAACAGGUUGCCAUAGUUACAGUAUCUUGCAAGCAGAUGAGGCAAAAAAAAUAAAAGACGAGAUAAAGAAAAGCAAAAAUCUCAUGUUUUUCUCGGUGUAAGCACAAGAUGACUGUCCACUUAUUCUUCUCCUGUUAUUUGGCUCCAUUCAUCCUCCAAAGCUUGUAUUGAUGGGGGUGUUUCUAAAGUUUACUCUUGUCAUUAACUUACCUUAACUGUGGACUAGUUACAUUUUUACCACAUUGUGAAAUGUUGCCUUUCGAAUUGAAUUUGUAUUGAUCUCUUCUCUUUUGUCACGUACAAGUGCCUUUUUUAAAGCAAACCUCUGAUUUUGUGUAAACCCGUUUAAAAGUACAUGAAUUGUCUCUUAAGCACUUACAACAUUUUUAUUUUUUCCUUUUUCCAACCCAAAGAAACCGGUUCAGCUUGAUCUGCACCUUGGUGUGAAGAGGCAGUUUAUUCAUGUUUUAUUAAAUGGAAAAAAUAAUAAUAAUUUGGAUAUCUAAAGUUUUUGUUUUAUUUCUUUUUUUUUGAUUUUGAUUUUAGCUGGGAAAACUGUCUUUGUAACAGAUAAGUUAUUUGUAAAAACAAUAAAAAAAAAUCUAUUCUGAA
Molecule: messenger RNA, 4165 nt
Organism: Solea senegalensis (Senegalese sole)
Lineage: Eukaryota; Metazoa; Chordata; Actinopteri; Pleuronectiformes; Soleidae
Gene: tab2
Product: TGF-beta activated kinase 1 (MAP3K7) binding protein 2
Exons: 7
Coding region: 196-2466 (756 amino acids)
Biological process (GO): positive regulation of protein kinase activity
Molecular function (GO): ubiquitin binding; K63-linked polyubiquitin modification-dependent protein binding
Source: RefSeq, a predicted model, not a curated record